Messenger RNA from Rubroshorea leprosula, 968 nucleotides. NCBI's taxonomy places the organism in Eukaryota, Viridiplantae, Streptophyta, Magnoliopsida, Malvales, Dipterocarpaceae. The record is from the annotation of a GenBank genome assembly.
GAUAUCCUCUUCUAGACAACGCACAAAAACAGCACCAAAAUAUGAGUUACUGUUCAAGGCACAAGAACUGAACCUAUAGAGCUCCAAACGACAAACUGACCGUUCAGAUUGUAGAUCAAAGUCUUGUAAAUCCCCAAACCAAAUUUCAGCUCAAUCCAACGGUGAACAUUUACGGAUCGGACAAAGUUGCAAAACUGUGCACUGUAUCAAUCUGCAGAAUUCUCCCCUGCUUUCUUUUCCCUUCUCUGCCGGCUGGUCCUUCACGUGUUCUCUACGUACAGGACAUCCAGUCCACUCAAAAUAGUUCUACUAUGAUAAAACAUCGUCAAGAAGAAAUGGGCGGUCAACUCCGCUUUCAUGGCCCUCUACGCUUUUGCGGCCGUCGUCAUCUGCUGGGUUACUUGGGCUUACAAGAUGUCCUUUGGCUACAAGCUUCUUCCCUUUUGGGGCAAAGCCGGGCCAGCCUUGGGUCAGAACUUUCUCAUCAAGCAGGCCGCUCUACCUCAGACCACUCAGCACUACCAUAACCAUACCGUGGAGACGGCCGAGGCGACGCCCUAUUACCCCAUGGCGUCCAUGGUAUGGUUCCAGUGCGUGUUUGCGGCGAUCACGCUGAUCCUGCUGGCCGGAUCGGUGCUGGGGAGGAUGAACAUAAAAGCUUGGAUGGCGUUUGUGCCGCUUUGGCUGACCUUUUCGUACACCGUCGGAGCGUUCAGCUUGUGGGGUGGUGGUUUCUUGUUUCACUGGGGUGUCAUGGAUUACUCCGGCGGUUAUGUCAUUCAUCUUUCUUCUGGGAUCGCUGGCUUCACCACCGCCUAUUGGGUAAUCCUUUUCUCAGUUCAUUAAUUAACUCUUGGUUAAAUCUCUAAUUUCAUCCCUGAACUAUUGUAUGUACUUCGAUUUGAUAUUUACUGUUUAUCAAUUUGCUUCAAAUUAGUUUUUCUGUAAAAAAAAAAUUGACAUGUCUA